This is a messenger RNA of Megalops cyprinoides (Indo-Pacific tarpon), 2864 nucleotides long. RefSeq names its product vascular endothelial growth factor Ab (gene vegfab). Gene Ontology annotation, cellular component: membrane. The record is from RefSeq and is a predicted model, not a curated record. Bases 662 to 1303 code for a protein of 213 amino acids. Lineage: Eukaryota; Metazoa; Chordata; Actinopteri; Elopiformes; Megalopidae. The transcript is spliced from 8 exons. Gene Ontology annotation, molecular function: vascular endothelial growth factor receptor 1 binding; growth factor activity; heparin binding. Gene Ontology annotation, biological process: vascular endothelial growth factor signaling pathway; positive regulation of mast cell chemotaxis; positive regulation of protein phosphorylation.
AUGAGGAACGGGCAGAACGAGAAAACGAGACCUCCCCGCCUGCGUUAUGUCCGAGCGAUUUUGAAGAAAACGGCAGAAAAUCGGGACAGAUGAAGUACGGAAGCCGAUGCCAUGCUCAGUGCGUCCUGCGGAAUGAAAUCUGAUGAAGGCUUUUACACUGGCGAAAAUCUCAAUGUCGAUGGUAUAAAUGGUAUUCUAUGUGCACGGUGCCACUGCUCUCAAGAGCGCUUUGCAAGAGCGGUCUACUAAAUUGCUUUUGGAAGUCGGUGGAAGUUUUUUCCUUUCGUCUGUUCUUUUUCGACGGUCACCCACGAGGAUAAGGGUGACAAAUUAAGUAUGGAACUUCGCCUGUGAUGUGGAGUGUGAUUCCAGCUGAAGAAAUUGCAUAAAAAAGCCGAAACGCAAAGCACUGGUGAUUCUCCUGUUUCUGGAUAUCUUUGAAUUCAUUGGCAACAGUUGCAAAACGUGUUGAAGGAUUUCUCUCAAGUAUCCCGUCUCCCCUAAAUGGUGGGGACGGAAUAGGAUUUGAGCCAUUAUAGCCGUGUUUGAGAAAUUCUUUAGAAUUUUGUGUGUUUGUUUUUAAUUACCACAAAUGCGUUUGAAGAAAUCAGCUUUUCCUCGGAAAGGAUUUUAAAGGAGAUUCACAUCUGGAAUUACAAUCAUGAACUUUGUUAUCAGUUUGAUACAACUAUUUUUCGUGGCGCUUCUGUACAUGUCAGCUGUUAAGACUGCCCACAUACCCAAGGAGGGAGGGAAGAACACAAAUGACGUGGUUCCCUUUAUGGAGGUGUACAAUAAGAGCAUGUGCCAGACGCGGGAGGUUCUGGUCGAUAUCUUCCAGGAGUACCCUGACGAGAUCGAGCACAUCUUCAUCCCAUCGUGCGUCGUCCUCAUGCGCUGCGCCGGCUGCUGCAACGACGAGGCGCUGGAGUGCGUCCCCACGGAGACCUACAAUGUCACCAUGGAGGUAAAAAUAUUCAAACACCUAAAACAAAAAAACAAUUUCCUACUGAGUUUCACAGAACACAGAAGAUGUGAAUGCAGACCAAAGAAAGAAGUGAAAGAAAGGAAGGAAAAAAAACCCAGGAGGGGCAAGGGCAAAGGCCUAAAGCGAAAGAGAAGGAAAAACAAAGAGAAAAAGCACCCCUCCCACUGUGAGCCCUGCUCAGAGAGAAGAAAGCGCUUGUUUGUACAAGACCCUCUGACCUGUCAAUGUUCCUGCAAACACUCAGAGUCAGACUGCAAGUCCAGACAGCUCGAGUUAAAUGAAAGAACAUGCAGAUGCGACAAACCAAGGAGAUGAGAGGGGAAACUAACUCUGACAUGAAGGAGGAAUCUCUGCACAGCACUUUGAACUCUGAUUGUUUUCUCAGAGGAUGCAUUCCCUGGGCAGACUGAGAAAAAAAGAGAAAGAGAGAGAGAGAGAGAAAGAGAGAGAGACAUCCUGGUGUAUAUUUUUCAAAUAUUAAUAUAUAUAUAUAUAUAUCUAUAUAUAAAGUAAAAUUACAAAUUUGUACUGCUGCUAAAACCAACACUAUAAAAAGCAAACGACUGCGCCAGUGCAUGUUGCUGGCGUGUGAAUGGGAUUCUGUUUUGUUGCUGAUGUCUGAAUGGCAUUGUGUCUUUUUUGUUGCUGGAGUGUGAAUGUGUUUGUGUUUUGUCAAACAGGCUUGUGGUUUUUUUGUUGAAAUGAUUGACUUGAUGUAAAACUUCACUGGAUUCGGGGAUAUAUGCGGAUAUACAACUAAGCAGACAAACGAAGACAUGACCAUGACUUCACCUGGAGGUGUGAUCGGGACCUGACCCUCCACAAUUUGGAGGGGAAAACAGGAGCGCUUCUGACUGUCAGAGCGGAUGAGAAAAGGAAUAGGAUGACAACGAGGGUGUGGAAGAUUUCCCUGGACACUUUCCAAAGGAACUAUAUGGCAGGUCCUGGAAAAGAGAGCGGCUGGAACUUGGAACAUUGUCACUUUGUGAUGUCACUUCCUGCUCUCAAGAGAACUCCACUGCAGGCGGGGCAUAUAGAAUCUUGUCACCAAGGCAACUGUACCAACUAACACUCAAUAGGACUCGGAGUGUAAAUACUUGUAAAGGGAUAUUAAUUAUAGGUAUAUAUGGAAGCAUACGAGAAUAGAUCAUUUGAUUCCAUUAUUCUCUAAGGCACAGAGGCAUAGAUUGCCCACUGUAGAAAUGUAUAACCCCUGAUUGCUUAUAGAAUUAUAUUUUGAUUGUUUUCCAAAGAGAGCAUUGCACACACCAUUUUAAAACUACAAACUGUCUGUAUAUACAUACUUAAUAUCCCUUUUUCGUAGUACACUACAGUGAAUUUAUAAUGUUAGAAUAUUUUCAGUAUUCAGUCUAUGUAUUUAAUUUGGUCUAUUUAUAUGCAGUGUUAUGUUAAGAUGUUUUGCUUCAUUCGUUGUUAACAUGUUGCCAAUUUGCCAGGCCCUCUGGAGAGAAUGGUUAAUGGCUUUUUUAUACAGAAGAGAAGAAAAAGAACACUUAAACAUUCCUAAAAGCGAGAGUUUUUUCAGGACAAUAACCCAGCAUGAGGUUUCCCUCCCAAACCUGCAAGAGGGUGGGGUGGGGUGGGGGGAGGCUGGUCAGGACUCUGUUAAGGAUGACGUGUGUAACCAUAUCGAGCAUGACUGUGCCACGCCCUUGAUGCUGCCGCUUUUUUUGUGCCCACGCCGUGUCCUGCACUAAACUGUACCCUAACAGCUGAGACUGAGGCCUGUGCCUACGUGUGCCACAACCUCCACUAACACAGCCACACACAAGAGAGCUCGUGCGUCUGGGUCUCAGAGGAAAAUACCACAUUCUAUUUGUGUUUAAAAAAAAACGUUCUUUUUUGUCAUCUUGUG